This is a messenger RNA of Meyerozyma guilliermondii ATCC 6260, 1047 nucleotides long. It is a transcript of the gene ADH2, whose product is annotated as alcohol dehydrogenase. Gene Ontology annotation, molecular function: zinc ion binding; oxidoreductase activity. The record is from RefSeq and is a predicted model, not a curated record. Lineage: Eukaryota; Fungi; Ascomycota; Pichiomycetes; Serinales; Debaryomycetaceae. The transcript has a single exon. Bases 1 to 1047 code for a protein of 348 amino acids.
AUGGCCAUUCCAACUAAACAAAAAGCAGUGAUUUUCGAGACCAACGGUGGUGAAUUGCAGUACAAAGACAUCGAUGUCCCCAAGCCUAAGCCCAAUGAGAUCUUGAUUAACGUGAAAUAUUCCGGUGUGUGCCACACCGAUCUUCACGCCUGGAAGGGAGACUGGCCAUUGGCUACCAAGCUUCCUCUUGUGGGAGGCCACGAGGGUGCUGGUGAGGUUGUUGCAAUUGGUGAAAAUGUCACCGGCUGGGAACUCGGCGACUUGGCUGGUAUCAAGUGGUUGAACGGAUCUUGUUUGUCGUGUGAAUUCUGUAUCACCUCCAAAGAAUCCAAUUGUCCUCACGCUGACUUGUCUGGUUACACCCACGACGGAUCUUUCCAACAGUACGCUACGGCCGAUGCUGUGCAGGCCGCCCGUAUUCCAAAGGGAACCGACUUGGCUCAGGUAGCACCAAUUUUGUGUGCCGGUAUCACCGUGUACAAGGCCUUGAAAACGGCCGACUUGACUGCCGGUCAGUGGGUUGCUAUUUCUGGUGCUGCUGGAGGUUUGGGUUCCUUGGCUGUCCAGUACGCUAAGGCCAUGGGUUACAGAGUUGUGGGUAUCGAUGGUGGUGCUGACAAGGGUGAGUUUGCCAAAUCGAUGGGUGCUGAAGCUUUCGUCGAUUUCUUGACUUCUAAAGACUUGGUUAAGGAUGUCAUCAAGGCCACCAAUGGAGGUCCUCAUGGUGUGAUCAAUGUUUCAGUUUCUGAGAGAGCCAUGCAACAAUCGGUAGAGUACGUCAGACCUGCCGGUACUGUCGUGUUGGUGGGAUUGCCAGCUGGUGCCAAGGUUUCUGCUUCUGUUUUUGAUUCCGUUGUCAAGACCAUUUCCAUCAAGGGUUCCUACGUGGGUAACAGAGCCGACUCUGCUGAGGCCAUUGAAUUUUUCUCCAGAGGUUUGAUCAAGUGUCCUAUCAAGGUUGUGGGAUUGAGCGAGUUGCCAAAGGUUUACGAAUUGAUGGCCGAAGGUAAGAUUUUGGGACGUUACGUCGUUGACACUUACAAAUAA